CCUGGAAACAAGAAGCUAAUUAUGAUUUGAUUCCUCAUCACAUCCUUCCACCCCUCAAAGGAAAGCUAUAAAUUGGACAGUUUGUGCUGGCAGGGUAGACUACUUGAAUCACUAUAUCCAUAUCUUCAGCCUUUCUUCCUGCGCUAAUUCGAGAACAGACAGUGGAUAAGAUUUACUGAAUAGUUUCUUUUUCUUCUGUUGAUCAAUGGAGAUCGAGUCUGUGAACUGUGAGUGUUGCUCUUUAAGAGAGGACUGCACUCAGGCGUACAUUGCCACUGUGAAGGAAAACUUCGACGGAAAAUGGCUCUGUGGAUUGUGCUCGGAAGCGGUGAGGUAUGAAGCAGGGAGAGGGAGGAGGAGCAAAGAGUUUAAGGUGGAGGAUGCUUUAGGGGCACAUAUGUCAUUGUGCCGGAACUUCAGAUCAAAUCCGGCCGUCCAUGUGGCGGAUGGGAUGAAGCAGAUGCUCCGGAGGAGGUCUGGUGUGGCAGUGGCGGUUGAUGGUUCGGCGGCCAUGAGGUUUGGGCGGUCAGUGAGUGCAUUAAGGUAGGCUGAGGAUUUUUUAAGUAUGGUGUGGUUUUUUUUUUUUCUUCUUCCAUGAAUAGUUGUGUAUUGAGGGUUUGAUCUAAGUGAAAAAGCCAGAGCCUGGGCUUAUUUUUUA
Asparagus officinalis (garden asparagus) is the source of this 658-nucleotide messenger RNA. RefSeq lists its product as uncharacterized. NCBI's taxonomy places the organism in Eukaryota, Viridiplantae, Streptophyta, Magnoliopsida, Asparagales, Asparagaceae. The transcript has a single exon. The coding region runs from base 206 to 547 and encodes 113 amino acids. The record is from RefSeq and is a predicted model, not a curated record.